AUGAUCAACGGCGACGUGAGUCCCAUGUCCCCAUUAACAGUUCAGAGUGCCAAUCUCCAUGCUGGUCCUUCGGAGAGCUUGACGCACCAUAGUCAACCUUGCCUGCAAACGGGAUCUGCCCCCAGCGUCUUGGCGGCUCGGGCUAUUUUUGUUUGUUUGGUAUUUUUGGUUGGCCGGUUUGUUUAUUUUGCUGCGGAUACGCUGCUGUUACAGUACAGUGACUGUCUUCCUGAAAUACAUGGUCUCUUCCUCCGCCUCCGCCGCGGGAGGAGAUCCGCCGCCGCGCCGCGCUGCUGGCCGGGCGCGGUGGCCGCGGCGGCACCGCCCGACCCGCCGGCCGCCUCCUGUCCGGGCCCGGUCCGCCGCUCCGCCCGCCUCUGCCCGUCCGCUCCUGGCGCCUGCCUGGAUCCCCUUCUGGCUCGCUCCUCUCUCCCUGUCCUCCGUCCUUUAUCUGCCGCGCUCCCGGGCUGUACUGUCUGUCUGCGAGUCUCUACCUCUGCCUUUCUCUCUCUCCCCGCCCACGCAGCGUGGUGCGCCCCGGACCGCAGGCAGCGCCGCGCUCCGGCUCCGCCGCUCGCCGGCUCCGCGCUCGCUGCGCUCAGCGCCGCUGCCCCGGCUGCCGCACAGGACCCGCUGGCCCCGGCGCCAUUGCGCUGCCCGCCCUCACCCCACCCAGCCCCGCACACGGCCCGAGAUGCCCGCCCGUCUGUCUGUGCGUGGGGUCGCUCUGUCUGUGUCUGUCUGUCCGCCCGCCCGUGCGCCGGUGGCUUCCCGCACGCCGACCCCUCCAGUCACGUUGUUCCCCCCUCAAGCCCUCCCCGUCAGCCCAUCCUCAGCCAGGAGCACGGAGACAAAGCACCCGAGCGGGGCUAAUAAGGAGAAAGCUCGUUAAUCCCCUCCAAUUCCUUGUUAUUUGCUCCCA
Molecule: messenger RNA, 922 nt
Organism: Onychostruthus taczanowskii (white-rumped snowfinch)
Lineage: Eukaryota; Metazoa; Chordata; Aves; Passeriformes; Passeridae
Product: transcription initiation factor TFIID subunit 4-like
Exons: 2
Coding region: 1-873 (290 amino acids)
Source: RefSeq, a predicted model, not a curated record